CUUUGUAUGGUAUGAGGCCUCUCUGAAAGAAUCUGAGAAUAGGCCUGAGAUGUGUAGGAUGAACUGGAGGCCAGCAGACUGGACAAGAAGAAGUUAAUUGAAACUUAAACAGAUAGGUGAUCAUUUUUAAAAAGCAUCAACGACAUUUGAAAACAUUCACAUAAUAUCUGUGGUUUAAUCAUGGACCAAAAUCAGCAUUUGAAUAAUACAGCAGAGGAAAAAUCUUCAGGGAAAAGAAAAAAGAGACGCUGCGAUGGAUUCAAGAUUUUCUUGGGAGCUAUGUCAUUAAGCUUCAUUUGCAAAGCACUAGGUGGAGUCAUUAUGAAAACUUCCAUUACUCAAAUAGAAAGAAGAUUUGACAUAUCCUCUUCUAUUGCUGGUAUAAUUGAUGGAGGCUUUGAAAUUGGAAACUUGCUUGUGAUUGUAUUCGUGAGUUACUAUGGAUCCAAAGUACACAGACCGAAGGUUAUUGGAAUUGGUACUUUCAUUAUGGGGGUCGGAAGCAUUAUGACAGCUUUACCACAUUUCUUCAUGGGAUAUUACAAGUAUUCUACUGAUGCCCAUAUUAAUCUAUCAGAGAAUUCAACACUAACCUGUUUGGUUAAUCAAACUUUAUCACUCACUGGAACACAACCUGAGAUAACAGAAGAAGGUUGUGAAAAAGAAUCAUCAUACAUGUGGAUAUAUGUCCUAAUGGGUAACAUGCUUCGUGGGAUAGGAGAAACUCCUAUCAUGCCACUGGGGAUUUCUUAUAUCGAUGAUUUUGCUAAAGAAGGACAUUCUUCUGUUUACAUAGGUGGGUUGCAAGCAAUAGCAAUGAUUGGUCCAGUCAUUGGCUUUGUAAUGGGAUCUGUGUUUGCAAAAAUGUAUGUGGACGUUGGCUACGUAGAUCUAAGCAGCAUCAGAAUAACUCCCACGGACUCUCGCUGGGUUGGUGCUUGGUGGCUUAGUUUCCUUAUAUCUGGACUCCUAUCCAUUAUUUCUUCCAUACCAUUCUUUUUUCUACACAAAAAUCCAUAUAAAUCAAAGAAAGAAAGGAAAGUUUCAGCAUCUUUGCAUGUACUCAAAACAAAUGAAGAAAGGACUCAAACAGCUAAUUUGACCAACGGUGAGAAAAAGACUACUAUAAAUACAAAUGGUUUUUUCCAGUCUUUGAAAAUCCUCCUUACCAAUCACCUCUAUGUUAUAUUCUUGAUUUUGACAUUGCUACAGAUAAGUGGCUUUAUUGGUUUUUUUACUUAUGUAUUCAAAUACACAGAGCAACAAUAUGGUCAGUCAGCAUCUCAGGCUAAUAUUUUGUUGGGACUCCUAACCUUACCAGCUAUGGCAACAGGAAUGUUUUUAGGAGGAUAUAUCAUUAAAAAACUCAAAUUGACCUUGAUUGGAAUUGCCAAAUUUUCAUUUUUUACUUAUUUCAUGUCUUUCUUGUUUUUUCUGUUAAAAUUUGGUCUACUUUGUGAAAACAAAUCAAUUGCCGGCCUAACCUUGACCUAUGAUGGAAUUAAUCCAGUGGCAUCUCAUGUAGAUGUACCACAUUCUUAUUGCAACUCAGACUGCAAUUGUGAUGAAGAUCAAUGGGAACCCAUCUGUGGGGACAAUGGAAUAACUUACAUUUCACCUUGUCUAGCAGGAUGCACAUCUUCAAGUGGCCAGAAAAAGUCUAUAGUCUUUCAUAACUGUACUUGUAUAGAAGGGUCUAAUUUCCAGAACACAAAUUAUUCAGCCCGUUUGGGUGAAUGCCCAAGAGAUGAUAAUUGUAAAAAAAAAUAUUACUUCUAUUUAACUGCACAAGUCGUAAGUUCUGUUUGCAAUGCAUUGGGAUCCGCCUCAUUUGUCAUGCUGCUUGUGAAAAAUGUUCCACCUGAAUUGAAAUCACUUGCAAUGGGUUGCCAUUCACUGAUUAUACGAACACUAGGAGGAAUGUUAGCUCCAGUAUAUUUUGGGGCCCUGAUUGAUAAAACAUGUUUGAAGUGGUCCAUCAACAGCUGUGGAGCACAAGGGAGCUGUAGGGUAUAUAAUUCUGUAUUAUUUGGAUACGUCUACAUGGGCUUGAUACUACUGUUAAAAGUUCUAGCACUUAUUUUAUAUAUUGUAUUAAUUUAUGCCAUGAAGAAAAAAUAUGAAGGAAAAGAUACCAAGGCAUCAGAAAACAGAGAAAAAAUCACUGAAGAACCAAAUUUAGAACCUUUAAAUAACAAUGGAUGUGUUGCACCUUCUGGAGUAGUCAAGGAAACACAUAAUUAAGGGAAGAAAAAGAUACUUCUGCUGAUUUUCCAAAAUACUUUAUUGAUGCAGUAAGAUGCUAUUUUUGAGUUUCUGGUUCUUUCACUGAGAAUUCCUGCACUCUACCUAUAAUGUAAAAUUGAAUAAGUAUAUGAAUUUGAAACAAACUGUAAAUAAAAAGGAAUGUAAGGACUCACAAUUAGGAUAUAGGUAUGCAUUCAUAGUUAAGAUUAGAAUAUAUGAUCCAUAUAGAUUUAAAGUAAAAGGUUCAGUUAGUAUACAAUAGAACAAAAUGUAUUCACUCAGUUAAUUGUAACUCUCAAUAAAUCAAGUGGCUAGAAAAUGUGUAGAGGUGAAAAAAGAGGAAAGAAAUUAGUAGCCUCAAUAAGGAGAAAAACCUGGUAUUUAAAAAAAAAUAACAACAGUUUGGAUGAUGUCACCCAAGGCUAAAGUCUAGCCUGAUGAAGGAUUUAUGCAAUCAUGACAAUUGCUAUUCAUGUUAAGUCAUAUAUUUCACAGACUUCAUUAAUUAAAAUUUUGAAAUUGUGUUUGAUGAACAAUCCUGAUGCAUCUUCUUCCUAUUCCCCAAUAAAAUACUGCUGAAAAUAGAGAUAUUAAAAAUUUGCAAGCUCUAAUUGUCAGAAAACAUAUGACAGAAUGGAAGUUGCUACAGAGUCCAUAGAAAUUGAGUAAGAAAAACUGACUUGAGAAAGUAAAGACUGUUUAACAGGUAUGUCUUCAUUCACCUAUCUUUAUUUUCUGGCAUAAGUGAAGUCUUCCAGAUAACAUAUAAGCUAUCACCAUUUUUACAUGGAUUUUUGUUUGUUCUUUUAGUUGUUUCUGAUGCACAAAAAAUUAUCUUUCACUUUUCUACAAGCAAACCAAGAAGUAAAAUGAAUGAGAACAAAUCCUUGAAUAUUGUGUGUUCUGGUGACAUUGGCUGUAGUAGAUUGAAUGCUAGAGACAGAUUGUAGUUUUUAAAAAUUGUCAUUGGUUAAAAGUUUUUUGUUUGCCUUAAAAACACCUGUGAAUUAAAAAAAAAUAUGUAGUCAUA
Marmota monax (woodchuck) is the source of this 3277-nucleotide messenger RNA. RefSeq names its product solute carrier organic anion transporter family member 1B3 (gene Slco1b3). Gene Ontology annotation, molecular function: protein binding. Lineage: Eukaryota; Metazoa; Chordata; Mammalia; Rodentia; Sciuridae. The coding region runs from base 181 to 2244 and encodes 687 amino acids. The transcript has 15 exons. Gene Ontology annotation, cellular component: membrane. The record is from RefSeq and is a predicted model, not a curated record. Gene Ontology annotation, biological process: transmembrane transport; sodium-independent organic anion transport.